This is a messenger RNA of Nomia melanderi (Alkali bee), 7997 nucleotides long. RefSeq lists its product as uncharacterized. Lineage: Eukaryota; Metazoa; Arthropoda; Insecta; Hymenoptera; Halictidae. The record is from RefSeq and is a predicted model, not a curated record.
GGAUUUCGCGCGAUCAAGGAGAGAGGGAUGGUGGAACUGUCAGUGCUACAUCGGUUCUCUUCACGUAAGGACGAGCCACAAGGGAUCACCUGCGUAUCACAUCUCGUCGGGACACCCUUUCUGAGCAAGAAAUACGGAGCAUCACCCGUCGAGUGGUCGCAGAACGAUCGGCGUUUAAUCAACCAUGACAGCACCACAGGCCUCUUCUCGUCUCGAAUUGCUGCAGGCCCGGUUCCAGCAGAAGCAGCUGCAGGAGAAGGAACAGAAGUUGCUGCAGCUUUACGAUCAGCAACAGCAACGGGCUUAUCAAGUGGUGCAACGUGGCAGCGCCAACUCAAAUGGCUCAAAUUAUGGCUCCUCCGUCAGCCAGCACAGCGUCACAAAGACCUCGACCAGCAACCACACAACCUCGACCUCGCAAGGUGGAAAGGUAAGGCAGAUGUUCGACGAGAGGCGACAGACGACCGUGAAAGGCAUUGAUAGAAGCUACCCAUUGGAGCCGUUGGAGAACAAACCACGGAAGCAGGCGAACGGAAACGGGCCGCAGAGGAACGGAAAUUCGACGGUGAACCGACAUUCGAUGACUGUGAAACGGGUAGCCAGGGCCGACGUGAACAGCAAUUUGAACGGCGGCAAACCGAUCGUCUCCUAUCACGAGGAGAUAACUCGAGAAUCGUUCGGCCCGUCUGGACACCAGCAGCAGCCAGACGAUGACGAGUUCGGAAACGAAAACCACGUUGCACAGUAUGCAAAUGGAAAUCAUCGGGACGAGAUACAUAUCGAGGAAGUCCUGGACGAAGACACAAUAGAGAGAAACCGCAUGAUGGCAAAGCUCCACUUAAUGGAAUACGACGAAACGCUGAAGCAUCACAUUAAAAACGACCUCGAAAGCGAGGAGUUCCCAGAAGAUUUCAUGGUGGAUGUUCCUGACAAGCUUCCGAAACAAAGUGUUUCCAAGAAAUUAUCACAGGCAGAGGCAAGGCUGGAGCGUUUCAGAAACGCAAACGCGAAACGCAGCAACAACGCUGCGAAAAACAUAAGUACGACCAGCGUUCCGAAGAAACGAUCCGAUCCAAUUUUUCCGGCUAAGUCAACUUCUAGCAGAAGUAAGACCGAUAUGGGAUCUAGUGUCAGAAAAAGCAGCGUUAAUAAUAACGAAACUAGAAAAGCAUCGAGGACCUCUGAAAAUGUGAGAGGAAGUCUGUUAUCUUCGGGUUCUCAUAGAACUGUGAGGAAAAGCAAUUACAGCCCCGAAUUUUAUUGUAAAGAGUCGGAAAAAUCGGUAACUACUUAUGCGAUUGAUCCGAAAGCUGCUGGAAAAUCAUCGCCUGAUUUUUUGAAAGAGAAAAGAUCUCGAAGCGAAAGCCCAGAAUUUUAUUGUAAAGCAUCUGAGAAGUUGGCAACCGCUUAUGCAACUGAUACGGAAGCUACUGGAAAGUCAUCGCCUGAUUUUUUGAAAGAGAAAAGAUCUCGAAACGGAAGCCCAGAAUUUUAUUGUAAAGAGUCGAAAAAGUCAGCAACUACUUACGCAAUUGAUUCAGUGGGUGUUGGAAGAUCAUCACCUGAUUUUUUGGAAGAGGAAAGAUCUCGGAGUGGAAGUCCAAAAUUCUUUUGCAAAGAAUCUAAAAAGUCGACAACAACUUAUGCAAUUGAUUCAAAAGUUACCGGAAGAUCAUCACCUGAUUUUUCAAAAGAAAGAUCAGGAAGUGGAAGCCCAAAAUUCUUUUGCAAUGAAUCUGAAAAGUCAGCAACAACUUACGCGAUUGAUUCAAAAACCAAUAAGAAAUUAACGACAGAUCUAUCAAAAAAUCUAAAUCGUUCUGUGAUAAAAAUAGAACCCGAUAGUGAAUAUAUAAAAAGAAGAUCUACCAAAACAUCUGUAAUCGGAGAUGAUACUGUAGACAGGUAUGCUAAGUCCACCGAACUUGAUAAAAUUAGAAGAAUUUUUUCUUCGUCGGAUAAUGUAACGGAUUAUACAACAAUUCAUUCAACAAUUGAUGACAAAAUUGAUUCAAGACCGGUACGUGAAACGACCAACGUUUUCAAGAGAUUAUCAAGGGGCCGAGGUGCGAGUCCUUAUUAUCUACAUCAAGAAUACAAAAAGUCAGCACCAAUAACAGCAAUAAAUAUUAAAAACCGUGAUUUCGUAUCAAAAUCACCAAAUACAAUGGAGAAAAUUCCGAAAAAUCACGAAGGUUCUUCGCUUCAUCGUAUCAAAUACUCAAACAGUAGAUCUACCACUGCGAAAUCACCAGACUUUGCAAAAGCAAGUUUAAGAAAAUCCAAUACAAGUCCUCAAUUUUCCUCCGACAGAUCUGCUACUAUCAUGUUUGUAACGCCAGAAACAAUAACAAAAACAAGAACAGGAUACGCAAAAAAUGGAAAAAAGGAACGAAGUUUAACUUCUUCUGUUAGGAAGACAGACAUGAACAUCGCAAAUAGAAUCUUUAAUUCGAACAAAAAAAUAUCCACAGAAGACGUCGACGAAAAUCCCAAAUACAGCAUAAGGAAUUCAGUAUCGCGAUACUUUUCUGAACAAUGUGAGAAAGCUUCCAGAGACAAGGAGACCGAUACAAUGCAAAAUAUUCGAAAGUCUCCAACUGACAAAAGUCCUGAUGUGUCUCGUGAUUCGUCUCCAGUAUCAUUGAAACAUAUGAAAUUACCAAGCCCAGUAAAUAAAAGUCCACAACCUUAUCGUAAACUACCUGGUGAUUUUGCUACAACAACGGAUGUAGAUAUGAGCAGAAGUACAACUCCGGAAUUUUUUUGUUAUGAAACAGAAAAAUUGGCCACAACUGUAAGCCUAAAACCUAAACCUUUGAAAGAUUCAAAAGGCUAUUCCAGAAGUCCUCCACCUGCGAGUGUACGGUCUGAAAGCAGAUCAUCAAAGAGUUCUGACACCUUUAUUUCAACUAAAAAUGUAACUAUUGAUACUAGCAGAAGUAACAGUCCAGCAUUAUCACGAGGAAUGACGUACAGUGGUAGAGCAAGUCCAGGAUUAUCUUCUUCUGAAAAAGAUAAAUCAGCCAUGACCAUAAGUUCAGAACGUAAGUAUACGAAAGACUUGCACAAACAUUCCAAAAGUCUUCUAUCUACAAAUGUUCACCCUAGAAGUAAAUCACCGAGAAAUUCUGAUGUGUUUGCUUCAACUAGAGAUUCAGGAAUAAUUGGUAAUAAUAGAAAAAUCAAUCAUAAUUCAUCAAGGCUACAAAAAGACACAUACAACAGAAAAUCUCCAGAGUUUUUUUGUUACGAAACGGAAAAAUCAGCCACCACUGUGAGCCUGAAACCUAAGCCUUUGAAAGAAUCAAGAAACUGUUCCAGAAGUCCUCAAUUUACAAUUCGAUGUGAAAGUAGAUCAUCGAAAAAUCCCGAUGUCUUUACAUUAACUAAAGACAAAAAACAAACUGGUAGCGCUGAUAGAAUCAAUCGCUUAUCAUUAAGCCCAGAGAAAGACGCGCUCAGCAGAAAUGGAACUCCAGAGUUCUUUUGUUACGAAACAGAAAAAUCAGCGAUGUCCGUUAGCUUAAAACCCAAGACCGCGAAGAUUCCCUUUUACGAACGUUCUAAAAGCCCCCGGUUCUCAGAGGCCUACUUCAAAGGUAGAUCUUCUAAAAGCCCUGAGCAGUCCGUGAAAGACCCCAAAGGAACUGUCCGCAGAGGGUCCGGCAAUGUUCUGCGAUCGACAAGAUUGAUUCGGGAUAUCAUAAAGCAUCAAAAAAAUAAAAACUCCAGUUCAUGGAAAGACACGGAUGUACCCAAGAAUAGGGGAGACAACAAAGACGUAGAAUGGAAACACCGAUCGAAGUACGAUACAGCGUUUAGGGUGACUAGAGAAGUUGGCAAGAGAGCAACGACGCCAUCCGAUCGAAGGUGCAAGCUUUCCACUGUUGAAACGAGUCCAAAAAGUUCCGCGUCCGCAGAGAUGAACUCGGAGACCCAAGAAAUCACUAUGACCGAUCAAUGCGUAAAAGGGAGAAGACUUCAGCAGGAACUUCGAAGCACUUACUCAAAAUUGUCCAAGAAAUCUGCGGGCUCCAGGAAACCGGAAAAAGGGUUCACGUAUUCCGUGAACAAGCUAAGCAAAAACAGAAGGUCUCUUCUUGACUCGGAUAUUUUCCAUUUAUCGAAAAAGGAUCAACGGACGGCGGGUUCACCUGGGAAAGGUACCAGCUUGAAGCGGAUGAGUCCUUCGCCAACGGGCGAAUUAGUUGUAGCGAUGGAAGAUACGCUAGAGGAAGAAAAUCCUAGCGGAAGUUUACGAUCCGGGGGGCAAACACUCUCGAGGCAGGCUCCGGCUUUGGGCUCCAUAGAACUGGUCCGGAAGGUCAUGAAGAGCGGGCCAAGAGUUUCCGAUAAGACUUUAAAAACACAGGAAGUUGAAGACGGUCCGCCAGGCGAAAUUCAAAGGUGGGGGAGUAAUUCCGUCGUAUCUGGGACGAGCGAGGUAAACGACGAAGGAUCAUCGAGCAAGAAUUAUGAGAGAACGGACUCAGUCGAGUCAGCACUCAGGCGCUUCGACUCUAUUGACACAGAAGCCGGCGCGGAGUCUGUUCAAAGUACUUUGGAGAGGGGCAAAGAAUCGGCAACAGAGAAAAGACAAACGCUGGAGGAAUCGGGAAUCGGAGGUCCGUCGAAUGAUUCGAGGGCGAUCUCUCUUAAAGCACUUGACGGGUCAGAUGUAAAUUUGCCGCGCGCUCCCGGAAACAAACCAUCAGGAAUGCGUUUAAAGAAAAUCUUGACGAAGGAAGCGUCGGAUGUUGAAGCUUCGGGGAGAGGAAAGGCCGCGAAACGGGAAGAAAUUCGACGUCAGGAAAGAAUCGCGAGGGUCGGAAACUCUGUCGAGAUCGUUGAGAUCGCCGCGAGGUCGAGACCGUUGGUGUGCAGGCUUUUCCAAGAUGUCAACUCGGUGGACGAUAUUGAAACUGGAAGCCCUAAAUCGAAGCGCGGAAAUUCCUCAGGACGCAUUCCGUUCGGGAAGAUAAGGUCGAAUAAAGAUGGGCUGGCCGAUUCCGUGAAAAACAAUGCGAAAUUCUUGAUGUCUUCGGGCGACGGGACGUCGAUAAAAAGGGCAAACAAAAGGGAACCGGGCGAGGCAUCAACAGGUACGUCCGACUCGGAUCGUUCUCUCUCGGUGAAACAACUGAGAUCGAUCGAGGACAUUCGGAAAUCUAUCGGGAGCAGUUCUUCCGAUUGCAGAGCGACGAGAGGGUCUAAAUCAGCGAUCGCGGGUAACGCUUUUAAAGGCUCGAACGCGGCUCGACUGCAAUCGCGUGUAUCGAGUGACAUUGCAUGCGUUAGAAACGAAAACGAGCUGUCCCUGGCAAAGCGACCAAAGAAUCAUAGCGCGAGAGACAACGCUUUAAAGGAUUCGGGACGCUUUGUAAAGUCUGCGACACGUUUCUCCAGGGUGGUGAAAAGUCCGAGUCUAGAUUCGACGAAGCUGACGGAAACUGGCAGCCGUAUACGGAGGAGCGUUCUUUCACCGCCAUCGAAAAGCCCGGAUACAGUGACGAGGCGCCCUUCCACAGACUUGAAAUCUUCAGAUAUAAAGUCGAUAAAACGGACAACACCUACGAAAGAAACCGAGCCAAUUGGAAACAAGAAGACGGUGACGACUACGACCACCGCUAUAAGAAAAUCGACGGAUGUCGUCGACGGUGCUGUUUUCGAAAAUGGUCUGCAUCUACAAGACCAAACUGCCGAAACGAAAUACGAUAACGACUCGCAGACAGCGAAAAAGUUUUCUGACAUCGACAACGAUGAGCAAGCAACGCUGAAGGAAAAUAAUGGACCACUUUCAAGGAAACCACUGUUAAGAAAAUCGUCUACUGAAAAACAGACACCCUCCACACAAACUGGUCGACCUCCUUCAUCAGUCUCAUCCACCUCUAACGGUAGUUUUAUGCAAGCUAGCACUUCCGGUCCUAAACUUAAAAUGACUUCGAAAGCAAAGACGUCCAGUUUCGCAACAAACUCAUCCAGAACAUCGGCUUCCUCAAAAAUUGGAUCCGCUUGUACCCCUGACCUGUUGGUUCCCUGUAAAAUAUGUGGACGUCGUUUCGCCCAAGAUCGCGUGGUCCUACACGAACAAAUCUGCACAAAAACAGGUCAAAAGAAGAGAAAGCUAUUCGAUUCGGUAAUGUACCGAGUAAAAGGUACCGAGCUAGAGAAAUUUGUCUUGAAAAAGGGAUCCUCUAAAAAGCAACCCGAGAAAUCAUCGGAGGUGAAGUCCAACUGGCGACGCAAACACGAAGACUUCAUCAACGCUAUACGCUCGGCUAAGCAGGUGCAAGCGCACCUGGCUGCGGGAGGCAAACUCAGCGACCUGCCACCACCUCCAGCCAGCGAUACCAGCGAUUACAUACAAUGUCCACAUUGCGGAAGAAAAUUUAACAAGGCCGCCGCCGAGCGUCACAUUCCCAAAUGCGAACACAUGCUGCACAACAAACCAAUACACUCCCGAGCACCGAAACCGAAACGUUAAUUUUCACUAGGGACCGAUCAUACUUCUCUAUGUUAAUCGAUCGAAAACAGAAUGGGCCGAAUAACUUCUCUUUUAAAAAAAUGCAUAAAUAAAUUGACAUGAAAACAAUAUCGAAAUUUGACUUUUCUAAUUAACGUCUAAUCGUUGCGAAAUUAAUAGGGAACAAACUUUUAAGACUCUUACGAGCUCAAGUAUCAUCACACCUUUUCUGUUCGCAGUCAACAGCAUUUUUACAUACGAAAGUACUUUGCUAAUUUCGGAACUUUCUUAUACAGUUUUAUAUACAAUUUCCUAUGCGGUAACUUCACAAAAUUAAAUGAAAUUUAAUCAGUGAAAUGUGUAUUAGACGAACGUAAAGUGGCAUGUGAAUUGUAAUUGCAGCUUUAGUCGAACCAUACGAGUUCGCCUGUAAACACUGGAGUAAAUGUAUUUUGUAAUCGGUUUACAAUGAAAUGUGAACUCUGUUUACGGAUUGUACAUAUGUACCGUAAAACAGACAUUUAAUAAAUUGAUACGACACUUCUUGAGUACCGUGCCGAUAAAGAGAAAUUAGGAAUAGUAUGCUUCUUCUUAUCGAAUAUGAUAAAUUAGUCUGUUACAUCGGCGAAUAUGAAAUGUCGGAUUUUUUAAAAUCGUUUAUCGUUAUAAUGUGCCUUAAACGAAUUUUAUUAAUCAAAGUCAAAUUAUCUGCGUUCCUUAAUGAAAGGAAAUUAUAUUUAUAGGUGUGUUACUAAGAUCCUCAAUUCUUUGAAGUAAAUUUAAUGAUUUGAUACUAAUAUUCAAAUGAUCUAUUAAUUUAACAUUUCAUACUAAUAUUCAAAUGAUUCAUUAACUUAGUAUUUGAAAAUAGAAGUUAGAAAAUAGAGUUUGUCAGAAUUUUCAAUGAUAGAUUGUAAUAAUUAAAGUACGAGUCAUAAUCCUCGCUAAUUUUCGUCGAUAAUUCGAUAAAACCGACAUUUCAUAUAUAUCAACAUAAUAUUUAGAACUAAUGUUUAUAAACUGAACAACAAUAAAUAAAUCAAAAAUAUAUAUAAAUCUCGAAAUUUUUGUGAUAUUGUAUUUUAUAAUGAUCUACAGGAAAUAUUAACAGUUUGGAUCGUUUAACUUUGUAUACGUAUUUAUAUCUUUUAAUAUGUAGUACUAGAGAAAUAUUACACAAAAAUUUGUAACUUUACAAUCAUUCGCCCCAAAACAUAUUAACGUCACAUUAUAAAUGUACUUGAUUAGUAAAAGUCGUUUGGAAUUGAAGGAUUAAUGAUGAACAUGGUGCUUGAUCAAAACACAAAUAUUGUGAUUUACUUUGUAAAUUUUCAUCGAAAAAGUGAUAAUGUUACUAUUAUGAUGAAAUAUUAAAAGCUAAUAAACUAACUUUAUAUUUAAAACCAAAAACUACUUUAACACGUGAAUUCUAAAAAUAAACUAUAAAUCAUUACUUGGAAACAUUAGUAACACGAAAUCAUCAAUAUUUUUAUAAAAAUGACACUAGAAAUUUAAAUACUAUAUACUUCAU